GAGUCAUAAUAUGGGACAACGGCGUAAACUGUUACUAAUAAUAGCAAUGUGGAGCAUGCCAAGGAUUCGUAGAAAAACAACCAGGAACAUAAUUAGGUACACGUAACGAAACAUAGACAUUACAGGACAGAGCAGACCUCAAAAAGACGGGUGUUUGUCUUUAGUCAAGAUCGUUUGAGGCCUCAAUUUCCCUGAAUGCUUUCAGGCAUGGGGAAGCGCCGGAAAAGGAGAAAGUGUUUACUGGUCACCCGCUUACGGGUUUAAAAAACCCCACCUACAUCCAUUACUUGUGGACGAAGCGUAAAUAUAAGGUUUGUACAGAAACAUCCGAAAUGGCUUCAAAUAUUCCAACAGAGGCCCUAGAUAUCCACAACGAAUUGGUGUUAUAUCUUGGAAGACAUAUUGUGGAUACCGAAUUAAAUGAUCUUAAGAACCUGUUCAAAAAUAAUCCAUUAACCCCAGUCGACAUUGCUUCGAUUAAAAACAUCUAUGACCUAUUCGACAGACUUAUGAAAUACGCUAUUAUAGCUGAGGGAGACUACACACAAUUUGUACGGAAACUUAAACUUACAAAUCCAAACCUGGAGAGUUAUGUGACUGAAAAAGAAAACGCUAUUAAAAGGAUCGUUGAUGGAGUCAUAAUUACGAGGGCUGAUCUGAAGUUGAGUGAAAAAGCGAUGGAGAGUGUUAUCCGGCAGGGUAAUGUUGUCCAGAUCGAGGCGUGGGUCCGUGACGGCCUUGACCUGGCCACGUGGAGCGACACUAAUGGUUAUAACAUAUACCACUACUGUGUCGAUGAUGACGCCAGUUAUGAUGCCUUAUGCGUGGCAGAAGCUAUACCUCGUCUCUGUCAAACACACGCUUUCCUUCUGUCACAGGUUAAUAAAUAUAAACCAAGUCGUACCCCUCUUAUGCAGGCUUGUCACUUCAGCGUAAAUGAUGAUGCGUAUCUUCUGGCCCUGUUGGAGCUUUUCAUCCGUCAUAGGGAGGACAUUGAUUACGAAAGACUUCUGCUGGAGUCACGUCGAAACCCAAGGAUGAACAAUUACCUUGCAUGGAGACAGAAAAAUCCAACAGGUAGUAAUUGCUUGUUAAUUUCAAUAGUGAUUAUUAAUUGUUCAAUAAAAAAUGUUAUAUUACUUAAACUGCAAAUGCAUCACCUUUGAUAUUUUUAGCUCACCUGGCCCGAAGAUUUAAAUGUCUAAAAAUCUUCAAAC
Molecule: messenger RNA, 1217 nt
Organism: Mizuhopecten yessoensis (Yesso scallop)
Lineage: Eukaryota; Metazoa; Mollusca; Bivalvia; Pectinida; Pectinidae
Exons: 4
Coding region: 333-1166 (277 amino acids)
Source: RefSeq, a predicted model, not a curated record